CAAGCUAGGUAGUUUUUACUGGCUGAAAUUUUCCCAGAACGAAUUUGCAACUAUUUCUCAAAAUUAAACGUUAAAUUGUUGCUACUUCCCAUAAGCUUACCGAACACAAUUUACAACUUUGCUGCUUUUGUAAAUUCGGCGAUGCAAGUUUUUUUACCCAUUUAAUAAUAAAACACAGUCCGAAGAUCUUUUGCUAAAACUACAAAUAUUUAUAGAAAAAUGGCCGCAAAGCAUACUGAUAGAGAUGUUUAUAAAAUACUUAUGAAUUUGGAGUAUAAGGAAUUGACAAAUGAUCGUCACCCACCAGCAUUUUACCUCACUCGGCCAGAAAUUUGUGCUCUCUACUCGGCGGUUGAUCCUGAAUUUAUUACCAGGGAUGUAAAACUGAAAUACUUUAAAUCGCCCAAGUCAUAUCCAAUAGAUUUAAAUGAAGGGUUUGAUCAACAUAUUUUCCAAAACCGUAUAAACAACUACCAAAUGCUAGGUAAGGUACAAAAAUUUGUAUUAGAAACCGAAGAAAAUGUACUACAACCGAAUGCGUCGGCAAACACCCAAACAUCAAUCACUGGGUCAGAUCGAGCACAAGAUAUGCCAAAGCGCAAAGUAGUGUUGAGCCAGCGUGGCUUCUUAAGCCAUAUUAUGCUUAUCCCAUAUAGAUUAAAAGCUUCGGAGUAUAAUAAUGUCACUUUUUAUGCCACACGAUAUUGUGGGAUCCUCCAUAUCAUGCAUAUGGGUUGGGAUGAAGGGAGAACGAAAAAUGAUUCAUAUCACGGUAAAUUCAUGGAUGUCUGCUUAUCUGAUGAUCCGGAUCUAGAUCCCAUUACCAACGUGCCUGUUAAUGAUAAUGAAAGAGUUUAUGGUAUAUUUAAAUCUACAAUAAAAGAAUAUGAUUUAAUUUACUCUGCGGAAGUCGGGGGUAUAAUUUCUGAUCACAAGAUUUAUGAUGUCUAUAAUAUGGACGAAAUAAACAAAUGCAGAUUUAUAAAUACUAAAUUAUUGUGGACUUCUCAACGCACAGAAAAUAUAUUCAGCCAUUCAAAAAGUUUACAUUGGUGGCUGCAAGCAUAUUUGGCAAAAUCCAAUGAUAUCUGCGUAGGUCUUAAAGAUACAGACGGUGUAAUACGCAACGAAGUGGUGGUAAACCAAGUAAAGAAUAUACCGCAACAACAAAAGUGGAAGCCUCAUAUUUGUACAAGAUUUCUGCGUACUACCUUAAAAGCGGUUGAAGAAGUGAUGAGCGAAGUUGAUUGCCCUUACACAGUUUAUGAAUUUAUAUAUGAUUCUUUCAAAAAAUGUAUUAAAUACCGAAUCUUUACUGGUAAAACACAAUACUCAUUCUUAUCCGAGAAGUACAUAAAGCAUUGUAAAGAACGUACCGCAGAAAAGUAGUUAGUAAAGGAAUAACUAUGUACCAUAUAUCGCCUUCCCGCUUAUAUUAAUCGCAUACAUAUGUACAUACAUUUUAUUUUUUGUGUUUGCCACAAAAUGGCUCCGUAAUUAGCAACUUGGUAUAUACAAAUUAUGUGUAUGUAUAUUUUUAUACUAUUUGCAUGGAAAUAUACAUAAUGUGCAUAUGUACAUAAUUAA
This is a messenger RNA of Ceratitis capitata (Mediterranean fruit fly), 1587 nucleotides long. Its product is annotated as decapping nuclease DXO homolog. Lineage: Eukaryota; Metazoa; Arthropoda; Insecta; Diptera; Tephritidae. The record is from RefSeq and is a predicted model, not a curated record. Bases 220 to 1389 code for a protein of 389 amino acids. Gene Ontology annotation, cellular component: cytosol; nucleus. Gene Ontology annotation, molecular function: mRNA 5'-diphosphatase activity. The transcript has 4 exons. Gene Ontology annotation, biological process: NAD-cap decapping; nuclear-transcribed mRNA catabolic process.